GGAGUUGGGAGCCCAUACCCGACCUCGAUGCUUUCCCCGGUUCUUCCAUUCCCUAGUACUAGUGUAGCUAUUUCAGAGUCUUCGUGCCAGCCCUUCCCCGGAGGCCCCUGGCGCCCCCCCACCCCUUCCUCUCCUGGCGAGAGUGCACACAGUCUUUUUGUACAGUCUUGGUCCCAUCUAGUGGGCGUUUUCCCCUUCUUUCGUCCCCAUUGUCCGUAGAGAGAGUGUUGGGUCCGACCGCCUACCGACGACAAUGGAGAUGGCGCCCUCGACGACCUCCUCCUCUUCUUCCCUUGAAGGGUCCCCGAUGACCUUCCCAUCACACCUGCCGCCAACCCCUCCGCUGCAGGAUUUUGACGAAUAUCAGAAACAAGGUCUCAGCCUGCCGACAGAUGGCCUCGGACGAUCCGUCCCUCCGUACCCUCUCCCUCCGCCGUCGAGGCAGAACAAGGUGCUGCCCGAGGACCUCAAAACGCCGGAUGACCACGUGGAGCGGGACCCCCGCCUGAUCCGGCUCACCGGAGUCCACCCCUUCAACGUCGAGCCCCCCCUGACCGACCUCUUUGACGAAGGCUUCCUGACCACCAAGGACCUGCACUACGUCCGCAACCAUGGCGCCGUCCCCCGGGUCGAGGACUCAUCCGUGCUCGACUGGGACUUCACCGUCGAGGGCAUGGUCGCCCACCCGAUCACGCUCACGCUGCGCGACCUGAUCCGGACGUACGACCAGGUGACGUACCCGGUCACCCUGGUGUGCGCGGGCAACCGGCGCAAGGAGCAGAACGUGGUGCGCAAGACCAAGGGUUUCUCGUGGGGUGCCGCCGGCCUGUCGACGGCGCUGUGGACGGGCGUCGCCCUGCCCGACCUCCUCGCCCGCGCCGCCCCGCUGCGCGGUGCGCGGUACGUCUGCUUCGAGGGCGCCGACCGCCUGCCCAACGGCUGCUACGGCACCUCGGUCCGCCUCGGCUGGGCCACGGACCCGGCGCGUGGCAUCAUGCUCGCCCACCGCAUGAACGGCGAGCCGCUGCCCCCGGACCACGGCAAGCCCCUCCGCGUCAUCAUCCCGGGCCAGAUCGGCGGCAGGAGCGUCAAGUGGCUCAAGCGCAUCAUCGUCACGGCGAAGCCCAGCGACAGCUGGUACCACAUCUACGACAACCGCGUGCUGCCCACCGUGAUCAGCCCCGAGGAGAGCGCCGACCGGCCCGACGUCUGGAAGGACGAGCGGUACGCCAUCUACGACCUCAACACCAACAGCGCCAUCUGCUAUCCGGCGCACGACGAGAGGGUGCCGCUCGGGAUCGCGCGCGGGGACGCGGCGACGUACAAGCUGCGGGGGUACGCCUACGCCGGCGGCGGCAAGAGGGUGACCCGUCUGGAGGUGACGCUCGACCAGGGCCGGACGUGGAUGCUGGCGACCAUGUCGUACCCGGAAGACCUGUACCGGCUCGCGCCCGAGGGGGAGACGCUGUUUGGCGGGAGGCUGGACGUGUCCUGGCGCGAGACGUGCUUCUGCUGGUGCUUCUGGUCGCUGGACGUGCCGCUGUCGCGGCUGCGAGACGCCCGCGACGUCAUGAUCCGGGCGAUGGACGAGUCCAUGAUGGUGCAGCCGCGGGACAUGUACUGGAGCGUGCUGGGCAUGAUGAACAACCCAUGGUACCGGGUCGUCAUCCACAAGGAGAGCGACACGUUGCGAUUCGAGCACCCCACCCAGCCGGCGCUGAUGCCCGGCGGUUGGAUGGAGCGGGUCAAGAAAGAAGGGGGCAACCUUACCAAUGGGUUUUGGGGCGAGAAGGUGGGCGGCCAGGACGCGGCGCCGGCCGACGAGGCUCCCGCCGCCAAAGAGAUCAGCAUGGUAAACGAGAAGGUCACCCGCCGCAUCACCCCCGAAGAACUCCGCCAGCACUCGGGCGAGGAUGAGCCGUGGUUCGUCGUCAACGGCCAGGUCUAUGACGGCACCAAGUUCCUCGAAGGCCAUCCCGGCGGCGCCGCCUCCAUCAUCAACGCCGCGGGACAAGACGUGAGCGAGGAGUUCCUCGCGAUUCACAGCGAGAACGCCAAGGCCAUGAUGCCGAGUUACCACAUUGGCACGCUGCCGGCCUCGGCCGACCUCUCCGAGGAGCCCUCGGACGAGGCGGUCUCCUCCUCCUCCGCCGUCUUCCUCCAACCCAAAACCUGGCGCCGCGCCCUCCUCGCCUCCAAGACGGCCGUAUCACCGGACACCAAGGUCUUCCACUUCACCCUGCCCUCGCCGGCGCAGGCCGUCGGCCUCCCGGUGGGCCAGCACCUCCUCGUCCGCCUGCGCGACCCGGUCACGCGCGAGGCCAUCAUCCGCGCCUACACGCCGCUGUCCGAGGGCGGCGAGGUGGGCACCCUGCGCGUGCUCGUCAAGAUCUACCGCGACUCGCCCGACGGGUCGCGCAAGGGCGGCCGCAUGACGCAGGCGCUCGACUCCCUGCCCGUCGGCCACCCCGUCGAGUUCAAGGGCCCCGUGGGCAAGUUCGAGUACCUGGGCGCGGGGAGGUGCGUCGUCGGCGGCCGGGAGCGGACGGUCGCCCGGUUCGUCAUGGUCUGCGGCGGGUCCGGCGUGACCCCCAUCUUUGCCGUCCUCCGGGCCGUGGCGAGGGGCGAGCGGGACGAGACGGCGUGUCUGGUGCUCGACGGCAACCGCGGGGAAGGGGACAUCUUGCUGCGCGAGGAACUGGAUGGGCUGGUGCGGGAGAGCCGGGGGAGGUGUAGGAUUGUGCACGCUCUGAGCAGGCCGAGAGACGGGUGGAAGGGGUUGAAGGGGCGGAUGGAUAGGGCCUUCUUCGAGAGGGAGGUUGGCGCUCCGCCGGCCGAAAGGAACGCGAUGGUAUUAAUUUGCGGGCCCGAAGGCAUGGAGAAGGCAGCGAGGGAAGCAUUCUUGGGGAUGGGCUGGGAUGAGGACGAUCUCCUUUUCUUUUAGUUUAGCAUCAUGACAUGAACUUUGGAAGGGCGACGUGGCGUUGGCAGGCGUCGGGAAAAUGCAUGGUCCCGGUAUUCUUGUUUUUGAUUCUAAGAGGGAGGGGGGGAAGGGGGAGAGAAAUGUAAAGAAAAGGGCACAGCCAUGAUUCAUGAUUCUCAAAUGACCGACCACUCUGGCGAACUCGAGGGGCCAUGAAAGAGAGUCCUCAAGGUUGAACCGCACAUCAACCGAGGUGGGGUGCCGUGAAGGAAGGGUGAAGUGGCGCUGCAGAACUGAUUUCCCCGGAGGUACUCAAUCUUUAGGCGGAGACUUCCAGUUUAG
Messenger RNA from Thermothelomyces thermophilus ATCC 42464, 3265 nucleotides. RefSeq lists its product as uncharacterized. Gene Ontology annotation, molecular function: molybdopterin cofactor binding; molybdenum ion binding; heme binding. The coding region runs from base 254 to 2944 and encodes 896 amino acids. Gene Ontology annotation, biological process: nitric oxide biosynthetic process; nitrate assimilation. The record is from RefSeq and is a predicted model, not a curated record. The transcript is spliced from 2 exons. Lineage: Eukaryota; Fungi; Ascomycota; Sordariomycetes; Sordariales; Chaetomiaceae.